AGAAAAUUCGAAGUACAGUGGCCCAGACAGACUGACUUCCUCCACAACCCUAUUGGCGUUUAUAUAUACGAAGCCAGAGGUACUACGAUAUUACAAAUGCCCCUCUCUCUCUCUCUCUCUCUCUCUCUCUCAUGAGAAUUGAAUUCAAAGUUUUUGGCUUAUCUCGGAUUAUUGGCUUUUGAAGCAUACAGAAGAGGGAGCAUAUCAGAAUCAUGGGGAAGUAUAUUCGCAAGGCCAAAACUACAGGCGAGGUUGCCGUCAUGGAGGUCUCCCAGUCCUCCCUCGGGGUCCGCACACGCGCCAGAACCCUAGCCCUCCUGGAGUCCCCUGCCACUCCUUCUCCCACUACCGAUACCGGCUCCGUCUCCUACCUCCAGCUCCGGAGCCGCCGUCUCCAGAAGCCUCCAAUCGUUCUUUCUGGCCACGGCUCUGUACCCAAGCGCCACAAACAGGGACCCAACUAUAUAGAAAGCUGCGCGCAGCAGCAAAAUAAAAUCCCGGAUAUGGAUAAUUCUAUCCCCAAAUCAAACCCUAGGUCGGGGUCGAGGCUUAGAGCGGCCUCUGCCUCCGAUGGGCCAGUCUCCCCUGGGCCCUUGGAAGAGGAGGAGGCGAAGAAGGUUGUGGGUGGUGCUAAAGAAGAAGGCCUUCAAGGAAAGAAGAAAAAGAGUAGCAAGAACAACAAUGGUGACUUGGGACUUGAGGAAGCUUCGUUUGGGGAGAAUGUUUUGGAGUUCGAAGGUAGAGAGAGGAGUACUCGGGAAUCCACUCCCUGCAGUUUGAUUAGGGAUCCAGACACCAUAAGAACUCCUUGUUCUACCACCAGGCCUUCCGGCCCAACUAAGACUAACGGCAGAACCCAGAACAUAACUGUGAGGCACAUCCCAACAACGCAAGAAAUGGACGAUUUUUUUGCUGCUUCUGUGGAAGAGCAGCGAAGACAAUUCAUCGAGAAGUACAACUUUGAUCCUGUCAACGAUAAGCCGCUUCCAGGGAGAUAUGAAUGGGUGAAAUUAGACCUGUAGAUUACAUUAACGUUCCAUCAGGACUUCUUUUCCUGCAUAUUCUCUGUUGAUCUUGAGCUUUUAGGAUUUUUGAGGUAGCAGGAAUUAGAGUUUUACUCGGAAUUGUGAUGUUCUUAUUUCCAUCUUCCAUCACUCUUAAUUCACUUGUAAAGAAAGAAGUAGGACUGUUAGACUAAUGGUCCUUAACAUAACAGAGGUUAUGUCUAGUGAGAGUUAACACAGCAAAUAUCCAACAGAUCAUCUGAGGGGAAAAGGGAAAGAGGGUUGGUUGGUUGUAUUUGUGGUGUGUGAGGUUAGGGUUCAGCCAACUAGGUCAAGUCUAUUUGCCAUUUGGUACAGAAAUUUACUGAGAUUUUCUUCUUCUUUUUUAUUUUUUUAUUAUUUUCGUACUGUAUUUCCUUCCCCUUUGUUAAUACUUGUACUGAUGGAACUUUGAAAAGCUUUAUGGAAUAAAGAUGACGCGUUUCACCCCCCCUCUGCAUAUUUUGCUUUU
Messenger RNA from Juglans microcarpa x Juglans regia, 1515 nucleotides. Its product is annotated as cyclin-dependent kinase inhibitor 5-like. Gene Ontology annotation, cellular component: nucleus. The transcript is spliced from 3 exons. The record is from RefSeq and is a predicted model, not a curated record. Gene Ontology annotation, molecular function: cyclin-dependent protein serine/threonine kinase inhibitor activity. Bases 213 to 1022 code for a protein of 269 amino acids. Lineage: Eukaryota; Viridiplantae; Streptophyta; Magnoliopsida; Fagales; Juglandaceae. Gene Ontology annotation, biological process: negative regulation of cyclin-dependent protein serine/threonine kinase activity.